This is a messenger RNA of Rhopalosiphum padi (bird cherry-oat aphid), 1249 nucleotides long. Its product is annotated as 2-iminobutanoate/2-iminopropanoate deaminase-like. NCBI's taxonomy places the organism in Eukaryota, Metazoa, Arthropoda, Insecta, Hemiptera, Aphididae. Gene Ontology annotation, cellular component: cytosol. The record is from RefSeq and is a predicted model, not a curated record. The coding region runs from base 149 to 586 and encodes 145 amino acids. Gene Ontology annotation, molecular function: deaminase activity. The transcript is spliced from 3 exons.
UUAUCGGUGCCACUCGUUUGGUAGAUAUGUGCUAUACUGCCAUACUGGUCAAUACUGUCGUGUGGUUUAUUAUAAUAUAUCAAAUUUUGUCACUUUUAUUUUCGUUCAGAUUUGAUGGCGAUGAAGCGAAAUAGGCUACCAUUACCAUAUGGUUUUUUCUUUUUCUUUUCGUUCAGCGAGUCAUCUGCAGCAGCCUGAUAAUCGUCCAUGCUAUAGUAGAUACCUAACCUACAUUAGUAAUAGAUUAAUUGAAUCUCCUACAGUUUUUGUGAGUGUAAAUGGUUUGUCAAGUUCAAGCACAUCUCUCGUAACUGGAGUUAACCAUCUGCACGUGCUGAAGGUCAUUCAGAAUCAAUUAUUUUUGCAAUUUUUUGGAUCUCGACACUUCCGCAUGGGUGAAAUCAAUUGGUGGUUCAGUCACAAUUUAAGAACCGAGUUCUGUGCUUCUGGUUUUGUUUGUGGAAUCGUAUCGGGUGCAUUAGAAAUCAUCGACAUCGCCUGUAUGAGGAUAGUUAUCGCAAGAAUCAUGAAUACACUUGCCAUGAUGGACAAUUUCAUGUUGUUUGUUGCCGCAGAGCUGAAAUAAUUGCAAACCGUAAAAUGUUCUUGGAAAAAUUCCGGAAUAGAAUAAAAAAUUUAAAUGUUUUGCGUCUUUGCAAGAAAGUAUAAGGUAUAUCACGAGACAGAAAAAUAAUUUUCGGAAAUCGCGGAGCGUAGUACACGUAAAAAUGAAUCUGGAAUACGAGACAGAAGUAGUGAUCAGCGCUCCUGCGAACCCCAUUUUAUGCCCCGGCUGAGGCGGCGGCAUUUAUUGAAUAUAAAAUAGUUUUUAAUUGGACAAUAUAAAUUAUUACUAGAUUUUAUACAUUUUUUAUAUCAUAAUAUACAUAUUACAUAUAUAAUUAUAUUAUAAUAUCAAAAAAUGUAUUAAAUUAUAUAUAAUUUGUACAAUUAAAUUGCUAAAUGUUAUAAUUAAUUAAAUAUAAUUAUUAAUGAUAUAUAUUUUAUGUAUAUAUAUCAUUACAUUAGUUAAUAUCAAUGAACAUGGAAAGACGCGUUUUGUUGACUUGUGAUUUUUAUGGUUGUUUCCACGUUUUUUUUUAUGAUGUUAUAAGAUAAAGUUCUGAAAAUUUUCACUGCACUUCUCCUAGCCAAUGUGAAUCUAACAAGACUCAAACAACAAACUUCGCUCUCUGGUUUCAAAGAUCUAUAUCACUAAAUGAAAAUAAAUAUAAAAUAUAUUAUACUA